This is a messenger RNA of Anoplophora glabripennis (Asian longhorned beetle), 3514 nucleotides long. Its product is annotated as ras-GEF domain-containing family member 1B. NCBI's taxonomy places the organism in Eukaryota, Metazoa, Arthropoda, Insecta, Coleoptera, Cerambycidae. The transcript is spliced from 9 exons. Bases 318 to 2549 code for a protein of 743 amino acids. The record is from RefSeq and is a predicted model, not a curated record. Gene Ontology annotation, molecular function: guanyl-nucleotide exchange factor activity. Gene Ontology annotation, cellular component: plasma membrane. Gene Ontology annotation, biological process: positive regulation of GTPase activity; Ras protein signal transduction.
GUUACACGUCGAUGAAUCGACUCUCGUUGUGUUUGUAAACAACAUAUGAGAGUAAAACGUGUUUUUCACGCCUUUUCUCUACCGAAAACACUGCAACUGCUGCAUUUCCGCAACAAGUUCCAUUGAAAACAUACAAGAUACACAUAUUCCUUUUGGUUUUGUAUUUUGUUUGUGUUUGUGUUUUGAAAUACCCCAGUACAGUGUUAACACCGAAGAUGUAUUUUUGUUUGUGUUGAGAUAUUAUUUGUUUUGUGUUCACUUUUGAUUUCGGUCUUAGCUGCCCCCGACGCACGUAUUUGGAAGCAGCCCACACCACAAUGGACGAUCCGGAAAUACAGGAGACGGUCGAAUCAAUCCUGGGCAAGGGGGCCAAAGUGGUUGAUUGUGAAAAGAAAUCGUCCAUUAAAGAAGAAGAAGUGCUUUUCAUCAACGGUAUCCCCGUGGCGCUCGAAGGCCGAGAUGGGAUGGCCAUAAAACAGGCUCUGAUAACGGGCCAGGUACCUCCCUGCGACCUCCUGAAUACUCUGCUGAUUAAAACCGGUAUUUUGAAAGCACCGGUGAAGCUGGACACCUCGCUCAGCGUAAAGUCCACGACAGUCACAAAGGAAGAGGUGACGGUGUCUAGAGCAGGCAAAGUAGUGGACGAGAGAAGCUGCGAGACAAAGGAGCAGAAUUUUUACACGAGCGCGAUAUCCGAGGUGUUCGAACCGAUUAAAAUAAUACCCACCUCCGAGCUGUUGAACGGAGAGUACAGUAACGUGAAAUACACGGAAAACAUCGGCGAUCACGCGAAAUACUACGACAAUAAUGGUUACGAGACGGGUAGUGAGAAAAAAUUCGGAUCGUGCUCUAGUGCUUCGAGUUAUGAGUCUGAAGAACCCAAUGUGCCAUCUUACAAGCCCCAAACUUGUCUGAGCAAGGACUCCGGGCAUUUGAGUAGUUCCGUGUCGACUACCAAAGUGGAUUUCACACAGAGUUCGAUCGAUUCCCUGAGCUCAUUGGAUGAGACUGAUUUUCUUACUGAUCAAUUUAGGAAGUGCACGACUUAUAAUGGAAAUGGACUUACGAAUAGUUAUCAGAAUAGUUAUCUCCCUACAAUAUUUGGUACCGUAGCAUCGGACCUCACACCAAAAGACUGUUCAAACCGAAGGAGCUUGCCACAAACACCACAGACUAAAAGUUUCUCCACGAUUUUUAACGGCGAAGCCAGCCAAGAGGGUUCUGCGGAUUCUGGUUUGCAGCAAGAUAACGCAUUGGUUUACCGGGACGGGAAUCUGGUAUCAGGCCCUUUGGAGACUCUAAUUCAGCACAUGGUCCCCACCGACGUGUACUAUCCAGACAGGGCAUACUUAUUUGCAUUUCUUUUGUCCUCGCGCCUAUUCAUCAAGCCACACGAUCUCCUCGCCAAGGUGCGGAAUCUCUGCGAGACGCAGCAGGGUCUAGGAAGCACCGCCGCGGGAAGUUCGCAUCCAGGACAGGCUCGAUUCGCUGAACAUUUGGUGCAGUUGCUGGCCGAAUGGACUGAAACUUUUCCUUACGACUUCAGGGAUGAAAGAAUGAUGGAGCAUGUUCGAAAAAUAACACAACAAUGUUGUGCACUUAACUCCAGCCUUAGAGCGAAUGUGUCCUCGUUGCUCCAUAAUCUACACCCCAGAUUGACGGCGCUUGAAGCUUAUGAAAAAUCCCUGGAAACCCAGACCGGUUCUUUAGAUGAAAAUUGCACUGACAUAUCGGAAAUAUGUCCUAAUCCUGCAAUGCUUGCUCAACAAUUAACGCAUGUGGAGCUAGAGAGGUUAUCCUUCAUUGGCCCUGAAGAAUUCGUUCAGGCAUUUGCUAAGGAAAACCCAAAUCUAGAGACCUCUUUUAAAGACAUGAAGAAAACGCAUAAUUUGGAACAAUACGUCCAAUGGUUUAAUAGACUGAGCUAUUUCGUAGCAACGCAAGUUUGUAAAUACCAAAAGAAGAAAAUGAGAGUGCGAGUUGUAGAAUUUUGGAUAGAAACUGGAAGAGAAUGUUUUAAUAUUGGAAACUUUAACAGUUUAAUGGCAAUCAUCGCUGGACUAAAUAUGUCGCCAAUUUCAAGACUGAAGAAAACUUGGAGCAAAAUCCAGUCAGGAAAGUUUGCAAUAUUAGAACAUCAAAUGGAUCCGAGUAGCAACUUCAGCAGUUAUAGAAGUACGUUAAAAGCUGCUAUGUGGAGAAGUGCAGGGGCCACCGAUCAGAGGCAAAGAAUCGUCAUUCCAUUUUUUAGUUUACUUGUAAAAGACCUUUAUUUUCUCAAUCAAGGGUGUGCAAACAGGCUGCCAAAUGGCCAUAUUAAUUUUGAAAAAUUCUGGCAACUGGCGAAACAAGUAACAGAGUUCAUGGCAUGGAAACAAGUAACUUGUCCGUUCGAGAAGGAUCCAAAGAUUAUAUCUUUGUUGCAACACGGGCCCAUUCUAAACGAAAAUGCUUUAGCUCUGGCUAGUUUCGAGUGUGAACCGCCGGAUAACAAUCAAGAAAAAGAAAGGUGUAAAACUUUAAAAGCGGAUGUAACUACUCCAAAUUAGGUGAAUGGUUAGAAAAGUUGGUUUAAAUGUACAAAUUUUAUUGUUUUGUGAAUGUUUUGUUUGUUAACUUUGUUUUUCAAUUUUAUUUUUAAUCCUGUGUAUAUAGGUAUAGGUUAUGUACAGUUUUUAUAAUUUAUUAGGUUUUUUAAAAGCGAAAUUAUUUUUCUUAUCCCAUAAAAAGUAUUGAGUUAUAUUGAUACCAAUUGUGAUUUUCUAGCUUUCUAAUUAUAGUUUUAGUUUUUAAACAUGCACAAUUUGUUAUGUACCUUAUUUAUUUGUUUAAUUUUAAAGCAGUGUUGAACACUGGAUUCAUUUUGUUAAGUACCUAAUUGCCAUUAUUAGAUGUUUUAGAAGUUCUGUUCCAUACAAGAACUUGCUUAUGCCUAUCGAAAUAUUUAAUUGUGAUUGCAUAGUUUAUAUUUAAAUAAAAAAUUUGUUGAUGUACUUUACACUUACGUCAUAAUUAAAGAAAUACUCAAUUUAUAAAAUUUUUACAUAGAACCGAUUUUGUACCUAUUUGUAAUAUUUUGUACCUCAGUGUUUUUACAAAUAUUUAUAAAGUACUUAAUAUAUAUAUUGACCAAUGUAUUAACAGUAUUUAUCUAAAGUAAAAGUAUUUAUUAUGUCAGGAAUUACACAAUCACAUUUGUUAUAGAUGAAAUGCCAUUACUGCACUCGUAUAUUCUUCAAAUAACAUACAUAAAUGUAUGUAUAAGUAUGUGGAUAUUAAGAAUGUAACUAUUGUAACAGAUGUGAUUUAAUUUUAACUAUUGCAUUGUAAUGUAAGUUUACUACAUGCUUUGCCGCACACUGCAUUAGAUAUUAAACAACUUAAAAAAGACUUAAUUUUAUCAGUAUUCUAGUCACUAGAUAAGAUUUGCAUUGCUAACUACAUGCUGCAUUGUAGCUAUUUAUAAAAUGUAUAAAUGAUUUGUAUUGUAUCAAAUUGUUUUAUGUAUAAAUGA